Molecule: messenger RNA, 534 nt
Organism: Linnemannia hyalina
Lineage: Eukaryota; Fungi; Mortierellomycota; Mortierellomycetes; Mortierellales; Mortierellaceae
Source: the annotation of a GenBank genome assembly
AUGCUCUUCUCCAAGUCCUUCUUCGUCUCCACCGCCCUCUUCGCCGUCCUCUCCGUCGCCUCUGCUGCCCCCAAGGCCAAGGCCUCCAAGAUCGGCCAGGUCGGUGCCAUCCACAACGCCAAGGACUUCUGCUUGUUCCUCCCCCCCAUGUACGGAGGUGACAUUGCCGCCAACGAGGACCGCGCCGUUGCCUUCUGCACCAAGGCCAACAUGACCGGUGCCCCCAAGGCUGGUGUCCUCCCCAAGGGCUUCAUCAAGUCUGCCCACAUCACUCGUAACACUGCUGCCGGCUGGGUCCAGAUCACCGGUCGCAUGGACGGCAAGAAGUACGGCCUCAACCCCAAGGAUGGCGGUGGACAGUACGACAUCAAGGCCCCCGUCGGUUCCUCCUACACCGGCUACAAGUACUUUGUCGAGUUGGUCGAGCCCGACUCCAACAUCUACUGCCUCCGCGCCUGCAAGACCAAGGCUGACUGCCCCGUCAACAAGUCCACCUACGGAUGCAGGAAGGUCCUCGGCGGCAACUACGCUUAA